UCAAUCACAAAUCGGGACUGUUAAAUAGUGAACGUAGCAUGGAAUUUAAUUCAAAAUGGAAGUGAAACUAAGUUUAAUAAUAUUUGGCCUGUUACUUUUAGGAAUAGAUGGAACUGUUGAUGGUGUGAAAAGUAGCUUAACUUUUGUUAUUGAUGAUACUGGCUCAAUGGGUGAUGAUAUAGCACAAGUGAAAAUAUGUGCAAAUGCAAUAUUUGAUACCGUGAUGCGUUCGAAUUCUUCGCAAGUUGAAGAUUUUGUGCUGGUGACUUUUAACGAUCCCGCUAGUUUGAACAAACUGCGCGCCAAAACUAAAGACAGAAAUGUUUUUAAAAACGCUUUAAGUGAUAUAAGUGUGGAUGGAGGUGAUGAUUGUCCUGAGAUGGCCAUGUCUGGAAUCAAAAAGGGCCUUCAGAACAGCCGAAAACGGUCUUACAUAUAUGUGUUUACUGACGCUUCAGCCAAAGAUUAUGACGAUUAUGAUGAAGUUGAAGUCCUUAGCCAGAAAAUGGAAUGUCAGAUUGUGUUCGUACUCACCGGCUACUGUUCAAAUAAGAAGGCACCUCAAUACUUGGUUUAUAAGCAGCUCGCCAGCGCUACCAAUGGACAAGUGUUUCACUUAGAAAAAAGUGAAAUUGGAGAGAUUUUGAAGUAUGUGCAAAAAACUAUAGAGAGCCGAAAUCAUGUUCUGAAAAGCAAAGAUUUUCCUCCAGGCUAUGGAAAUACCUUUGACAUUCCCGUGGACGCGGACACAAAAGAGUUAGUGAUUGCCGUAUCGGGAACGAAUCCCGCGGUCAGCGUCACCGAUUCCGGGGGCACUAAGUGGCCUACUACAGAUAUCACCAGACUGAAAGAAAUCGCCGUGGUGAAAGUUGUUGAUGUGACACCCGAUGUGUACACAGUGGAAGUGGGCAGUGAGGAUGAGACCCAUGUAGUCGUGUCAGGAUCCACAACAGUUCACUUCCAGCACGGAUUCUCCACCGUUAGCCCUUCAGACAUUAAGGAUACCGUAACGAGACCUGUGCCAGGAGUAAAAUCUCACCUCUCCAUAAAAUUAUCUACUGAAGAUGGAAACGUUACACUACACAGCGUUCAGAUACUGGACAUGAACGACAAUGUGAUCUCGACAAUACCAUUGAAGCUUGUUGAUAAAACCGAACAGUUCUACACCACUGAGCAGAUUAUGCCACCAGAUCAUAUGUUUAAAGUUGCGAUAAACGGAUAUGAUUUCAACAGUAAAGCUCUUAUAACGAGAAUCAGUUUAACACCGGUCAAACCGCAAGAAAUUAAGCCAGCUAAAGUGGAAACAAAAGCUCCCCAGGUAGAGUGCAAGGAUAUCAUUAAUGCUGCUUUCGACAAGCCGCUGCAGUUGAAGUGCAAAGUCUGUGGUUAUCCCAAGCCAGACGUAAUUUGGGAGUCUGAUGACAAAUCUGUCGUCUUAUCUCAUUUCGAGUCCACUAUAGAACUGCCGUACGACUACAUCAGCGUGUUGGACAUAAGUAAUGUGAUAAAAAACAGCACUUACACCUGCAAAGCUGUCAACAGUGUCGGCAGUAGCGAAGGCAGAACCACUGUUCAAACUAAAAUGAAGAGCUACUUUAAAGUCCUUGCUUUUCCUAAGGAUAUUACCAUCGAAUACCAGAAGUCAGUGAAAAUACCCUGCAAAGUAGAAGCCUAUCCACCAGCAACCGCGUCCUGGUACAAAGAUCGCAAUCCACUAAAACCAGAUGGAAACCUGGAACUGUCAGAAGAUGGAUCCGUCCUCACUAUCCGGUCUAUGGAACCUAAAUUGGCCGACAACUACAUAUGCGAGGCGAGAAAUGCCAGGAAAAGGAAGAUUUAUCCGUUCAGAGUGCAGAUUAGUGGUGUUGAAGCGCCAGAAAUAAGCAAGGAAGUAACUAAAAUGACGGCUUUGAAGGGUUCCGCGGUUGACAUUAGAUGCCAAGUAACUAAAGGAAAGCCAAAACCAAGGAUGCAUUGGUACUACAAAAGUGCUGCUGCUAGUGAUUACCUCCCCAUGAAAGAUACUUCGGAUAUCAUACAUUUGAAUAACGUCGACGCUACCCAUGCGGGCUCGUACAGAUGCAUGGUGAAAAAUGUGAUGGAUUGGGACUCCCAUGAGAUUGAUUUGAUUGUGGAAUAUAAGCCGUCAAUAUCAAAACCACAUCAGUCUAUUAUAACCACGGACCUAGGGGAGCCCGUUACGUUAACGUGCCCUGCCGUCGGAGAACCAGUCCCGAGCAUAACGUGGAAGCUCAAUGGAGUGCCUAUACCUAGCACUGCAAGAUAUAGUAUAUUCGCGGAUGGGACUCUUAGGUUUUUAGCUGCUUCGUCAGAUGAGGGCGAUUACGAAUGCGAAGCGAGCAACACACGUGGAGUGGACAGUAUCAAAUAUAAGCUACAUGUUUAUGUUCCAGUCGAUAUAGAGUCUCCCAAGAAUAGUUUCCUACAGCAGAUGGAAGGUUCACCGGUAACAUUGCCGUGCAGAGCGGACGGGUCUCCCAAGCCCAGCAUAACAUGGAUUUACCGCAGCAGUGACGCUAAAGUCAGGCCCAGCCUAUUAGAGCCAAGCGACGCUACAGGAAGGUUACAGUUUGACAGGAUACUAUUGAGACAGGGUGGUGAAUACACUUGCGUGGCAAUAAACUCCAGAAGUUCAAAGAAUAUUACGUACGAAGUUGAAGUUUUAGCGUCUCCUAAAAUUUACUACACGGCAAAAGAGUUCCAAGGGGUUGUAGGUGACAUGCAACUCCUGAUUCCAUGCAAUGCCACCGGCAAUCCAAAACCGGACAUCACGUGGGAGAUGGGACCAUACCAUAUUGCUUCAGGCUCCAAAUGGUUUGAUAUCAGUGCAGAAGGGAGUCUUAUUAUUAAGAAUGUUGACAAAGCGUCCAGCAGGUUUUACAGAUGUAAAGCUUCCAAUGAUUAUGGACAAACACAAGAAGAUUUUGGUGUCGCUGUUGAUGAUUUUCCGGACCCAGGACUGCCGACCAAUGAAUUCAAGCUGAAAAAAGGAGCAUCGGCGAUGAUCCCUUGUAGUGUUCCGCAUAAGAAAACUGACAGGAUAUUAUGGUUUAAGAACGGCGAACGCCUGCCUUCUUCUGAUCUAGUACUGCACGAUGUGACCGAAUCAGACUCAGGAACAUAUACAUGCCGGGUCAGCUCUGUAGACCGACCAGCACAAAGCGGCUCCACCAGGGUUGAGGUUGGCUUCGAACCACGCUUUGAUUAUGCUGAUGAUGAUAAAAACAUAGCCUUCAAGUACGGAGAACUUGCCACCAUGGACUGCACUGCUACUGGAGUUCCUGAACCUAAGGUGAAAUGGUACCAUGAUGACAGAGAGAUAAGCCUCAAUGAGUACACAUACUACUUGGAAAUGUACAACGACGACGACAAAGGUCGCUACACUUGCGUUGUCAGCAACUCCUACGGAACAGUGAAGCAAGACUUUGUUAUUUCAUCAUUCGAAUGCCUGCUGGAUGUAACACACUUUAGUAAAAACGAUCCUUUAAUGUUAACGCUCUAUAACAAAGUGCCUAACUUUAAAACCAGUGGCGUCUACAUGCGUAUACCUAAGGACGAAAAGAUCAAAUUGGUGUGCCCCUCAUACUUCAACACGAUGCAUUUAAAAGAAAUGAUCGUGACUUGUGAAAAGGAACAACAAUUUUUGCAUGACGCAUCUGGUAGAUACUUCGCUUACUCAGACCUUAAAUGCAGGGAGAUGUGGCAGCCAAUCGUUAAAAGAACAGGGCGGUCGUGUGCAAAAAGAAAUGCUGAAAUAUUGAACAUAGGCUUUGAGACAAGAGAAACAUUCCAAACAGUUUACGAAGUUUGCCUUGACCAGGACUCAAACAACCCUAUUUAUACAAAACUAAACAUGCAACCAUUGCUAGCUAAUUCUGUAACUAAUAACGAUACUUUAUGGUUUAACUAUGGUUCUCCUGUGGAUUUGGAUAGUCUAUACGAUUGUACUAAUCAGAAUGCAGAGACUUCAGCGACUUUGAAUAAGGAGUUCCACAGAGGCGACGGGUGUUGUUUUGGAAAGAGAAUGUUAGUGAAUCCUGUGGACGUUGCUCCUGGCUUACAAAGUGCCACGUACACGCAUCUAAACGUGGCGCCACACUGGGGCACUUGUGACUCCAAGAAUUGGGAGGAAGUAGAGCGCCGUGUCAGGAAUUUGGUAACGUCUUCGGACCGGACACUUCAAGUAUUCACCGGAACAGCUAAUGACCUUGAGCUGCCUGACGCGUACUCGAGGCAGAAGAAUGUGGUUCUUCAUAGCAGGGAAAAGGAUAUACAGGUUCCGAGGUACUUGUGGAAGAUAGUCCAAGACCCGACCACCAAGACUUCUUUGGUCAUCGUUCAAGUGAACGUGCCCGAUUUGAAGCUGGCGGAGGCACGUAGCUACCAGCUAUGCAAUGAUGUUUGCAAAAAUGCCGAAUGGAUGCAGUACAGACACUGGCGCAACGUACACCACGGAUUCACGUACUGCUGCAGCCUAGCUGACUUCGAGCACGCGUUCAGAUACCAAGGCGUGUUCCCUGACUUCAAGAAUUUGCUGCUGGAGUUGUCCGAUCUGCCUGAUGAUCAUUAUUUACACCGAGGGUAUUUUCUAUCAUGCACCAAAAAUAAAAACAAAUUACAUUUGCGUAGGUUUUUUGUAAGAUUUAUUGCAAGGAUAGUGUGUGCCCACCCUGUAGAUCCGUGUUCAUUGAGCGCCAGAAUUGAUAUCAACUUACGAGAGCUGCCAAAUGAUAACGACCAAUUACAACUUGUAAACGUUUCGAAGCGGUCGUAUGAUGAGAAUUAUUUAAAAAUGGAACUACAGUGUUUUCUCGCCCUGUUCCUUUUAGGAACAGUCACUACAGUCAGUUCUAGUGAUGUAAAAAGUAGUUUGACUUUUGUCAUUGAUGCCACUGCGUCGAUGAGUGAUGACAUUAAAGAAGUGAGUAAUGCUGUAGAUGCAAUUUUAGAUACAGUGAGUAAUUCGAGCUCUUCGCCGAUUGAAGAAUUUGUUUUGGUGACAUUUGCAAAUGAACCUAAACUGGUAACAAAAACCAAAGACAAGACAGCUUUUAAAAAAGAAAUAGGCAAUAUCAACACAGGCGGAGGCGGCUUUUGCCCUGAAAAGUCUCUGACGGGAAUCGAACUGGCACUAAAUGAGAGCAAAGACGGCUCUCUUCUGUACGUUUUUACUGAUGCCUCCGCAGAAGACUAUACGAAUUUUGCAAAAGUUGAAGCACUUAGCCAGAAGAAAGGAGUUCAGAUUGUAUUUCUUCUGACUGGGGUUUGUGAGAACGACACGAUCAGCCAAAACUAUCUAGUGUACCAAGAUCUUGCGAAAGCUACGAAUGGACAAGUAUUCCAUUUGAAAAAGAACGAAAUCGGAGAGAUAUUAAAAUAUGUGGAGGAAACUGUUGGGAGUCGAAAAAACGUUAUACUGAGUAAAACGUUGCCUGCUCGGCAAUUAGGUUCAUUUGAUGUUAAAGUAGAUGAAGACAUAAAGGACAUUGUGAUCGCAGUGUCUGGCGAGAAUGCGCGACUAGGCGUGUCCGAUCCAGGCGGCAUUGAAGCACAUACUACGAACAUCACAAAACUCCCAGCUAUAACGAUAGUGAAAGUCCCCGACGUGAAAUCAGGCGUGUACAGGGUGCAAACCGGUAGCAUCAGCAACACGCAUGUGGUCGUCUCAGCGUCGAGUUCAGUGCACUUCCGACAUGGGUUCUCCACCAUCGCUCCUGCUAGCAUUGAGGAGACUGUCAGUAGACCCGUACCAGAUGCAAAGUCCUACGUAGCCAUAAAAGUGCUUGACGCCCCACACGUGAAGCUGGUCAACGUGCAGAUCCUCGGUAUGGACGACACUGUACUCCUGCAGGAACCACUUACACUCGUCAACAAAGAUGAGCAGUUCUACACGACGGAGCCCGUCGAAACGCCGAAGGACACGUUUAAGUUAGCGAUAAAUGGUUACGACACUAGGAAAAAUAGCAAUAUAACGAGGUACAGCUUAACGCCAAUCAAACCUCAGUUCGUCAUCGAUCAGCCCAACGAGAAAGCUCCCGAAGUAACAAUUGAAGGAGGACCAACAAUCAACGCAGCAUUUUUCAAACCGUUGAAACUGAAGUGCAAAGUUAAAGGAUAUCCAAAAGUUGACAUUAUUUGGCAAUCUGAUGACACCUCUGCUAAGCUGGAGUAUGAGAAGGCCUCAAUCGUUGAGCUCCCCUACGACUACGUGAGUGUGCUGGAGAUACCUAAAGUGGAAAAGAAGGGCACGUACAGUUGUCAAGCAACCAACGCGGCAGGCGACGGCGUGCAAAAUGUCACCGUUCUUACUGAAGUAAAGGAUUUCAUUGAAGUUAAGGCUGAAGACACAACCAUCGAAUACCAGAAGCCAGGCAACAUAACCUGCGAAGUCCUAGCCCACCCCCCAGCCACAGUGACUUGGUACAAAGGUCGGAAACUCCUCAAACCUGACGACAACUACAAUAUGUCUGCCGAUGGUUCCAUCAUCACCGUCAAAUCUAUGGAACCAAACUUGGCCGGCAACUACUUUUGCGUGGUCAAGAAUGAGGUGAAGAAGGUUGUGAAGCUUUUGAAUGUGGAUAUAAGUGGUGUUGGGCCGCCAAAAAUCGACAAGAGUGUUCACACAAUUAACGCUAGAGCAGAAACCGAAGUGACCUUUCGGUGCAGGCUUAUCGAAGCUAUACCCAACGCAACCCUCAGCUGGUCGUUCAAAAACGCCGACGAAGACAUCGCCCUAAACGAAACCUCGGACACGUUACAUUUGGACUACAUUCAGAUUUCUGACGCCGGCACGUACAGUUGCAAGGCAAAGAAUGCAAUGGGAGUGGAUUAUUAUGGCAUUGAAUUGAUUGUUGAGUACUCCCCCGAUAUCUCGGAAGAUAUGGAGACGAGAGUGACCGUGCUCGAAGGGACGCCUGUGACCCUUGAUUGUGCAGCCGAUGGACUACCCAAGCCCAGCGUGGUCUGGACUCACAACGGACGGCGCCUUUAUGAUAAAACGAGACAUACUUUCUAUGCCAAUGGAAGUCUUGGGUUUUCAGCUAUGCUAUCAGAUGCCGGAUACUACGCAUGUCAAGCGAGUAACACGUGGGGAAGCGACUCUAUCACCAUCGAGCUCGAUGUUAUUGUUCCAGUUGCUGUAAAGUCGCCAGGCAAGACUCACAUUGAACAAGAGGAAGGUACGUCCCUGAACUUGGAGUGCAAAGCUGGUGGACCUCCCACGCCCCACAUCACAUGGUAUUAUCGCAAGACGAACACAUCUGACGCCAUUAAAAUAGCGCACAAUACCGUCGAAGGAGACUUGCGUUUCGCGAGAAUCCACCACGGGCAGAGCGGCGAGUACACUUGUGUUGCCGUUAACGCCGGCGGUUCAAAAAAUAUCACCUACACCGUGUCAGUCACAGCUCGUCCCUCAAUCCUAUUCAGGAUGAGGCAGUAUGACGGCGUGAAGGGUGACAUGUACCUCAGGGUCCCCUGCGAUGCCACCGGCAACCCAAAACCUGAGGUCCUUUGGACCUUUGGAGGGAAGAACCUUUCUUCAGACACUCAAUGGUACCUCAUCGGAAAGGAUGGCAGUCUAAUCAUCAAGAAAGUCGAUGACUCGGCAGCUGGAACGUACACAUGCACAGCUAUCAACAAAUUUGGUUCUACUUCUGAACAGUUUCAAGUUGUUGUUAAUGAUUAUCCUGUAGACCGCUUUUUAUCGAUCAUGAUAGAAGAAGGUAAAACGGAAAAUAUUGCAUGCAGUGUUCCACACAGGCCAAAGAUUGACAGAGUAAAUUGGUUCAAGGACGGCCGCAAUAUAACUUCUGGCGAACUGAAGAACGUGACACAAGCGGACGCGGGGACGUACACUUGUCGCGUGAGCGGCCCGGACCGGCCGCCCCAGACCGGCUCCACCAGGGUGGAGGUCGGGUUUAAGCCUCGCUUCAACUAUGAAGGCGACAACAACAUACCUUAUGAGUAUGGACGCCGAGCGACCAUGGAUUGCUCUGCCAGUGGAACUCCACAGCCUAUUGUGACCUGGCUUCACGAUGGCCAAGCGCUCCCAUUCACCCAGUUCAAGUACGAGUUCUUAAUGAACAACGACGGCCAGAGAGGGCGCUACACGUGCGCCAUCACCAACCAGUACGGAUACGUGCAGCAGGACUUCAUUAUUGCUUAGAUGCAGAUGCCCGGGUACGAUGGUUGCACUAAUUAAAAAACAUAGACCCACUUAUCUUGUUAAUCUAGCACCGCCUUUAAACGGCUCCACAAUUAAAGCAUCAAAACAUUGAUCGAAUAUAUGCUUUACAGUUAUUAAAAUAAGUUUGUUAUAGUUUUAAUUGUAUUUUUGAAAGUUAUUAAUAAAAUGUUUGAACAGUG
This is a messenger RNA of Cydia strobilella, 8385 nucleotides long. Its product is annotated as hemicentin-2-like. Gene Ontology annotation, cellular component: neuronal cell body; axon; plasma membrane. Gene Ontology annotation, molecular function: hydrolase activity; axon guidance receptor activity; metal ion binding. Lineage: Eukaryota; Metazoa; Arthropoda; Insecta; Lepidoptera; Tortricidae. The transcript is spliced from 49 exons. The coding region runs from base 56 to 8185 and encodes 2709 amino acids. The record is from RefSeq and is a predicted model, not a curated record. Gene Ontology annotation, biological process: homophilic cell-cell adhesion; synapse organization.